Anopheles coluzzii is the source of this 2525-nucleotide messenger RNA. RefSeq lists its product as uncharacterized. Gene Ontology annotation, biological process: regulation of transcription by RNA polymerase II; DNA-templated transcription; regulation of cell cycle. The coding region runs from base 140 to 1912 and encodes 590 amino acids. The record is from RefSeq and is a predicted model, not a curated record. NCBI's taxonomy places the organism in Eukaryota, Metazoa, Arthropoda, Insecta, Diptera, Culicidae. Gene Ontology annotation, cellular component: nucleoplasm; transcription repressor complex. The transcript has 2 exons. Gene Ontology annotation, molecular function: DNA binding.
CUUGAGCAUGCAAUUUUUAAUAUCACGUAUGGACAUGCUUCAUUAGAACAUUGCAUUUGUCUUACGAACGUCGUUCAGAGCAGAUCGAUCAGAGUAUUGAUCCUAGAAACUGUGUGAAACAGGGAAACCCCAUCGAGAAAUGAGAACGACAAGGCAAACGGGAAAAGCACCUAGCGACCAUGGACGUAUUACGGCGAGAAAGAGGCAAGUUCGUGCGGAAAAACAAUCGAAUCAAAAGGAAAACAAACCGCCAUCUUUGGACAACAUCCUCGAAGCACGGAGGCAAAUACCUAGCGCUCCAUUAACUGUAGUAAGCGAGAGGAACGACAAGAAGGCUGCACAUCCUCUCGACCAGGUAACGGUUACGGGUAAUGUACGAACUGGACAGGCCCGGGAAGAGGUUACCGGAGACGCAUAUGGGGACGACUUACUGCAGAGCUAUGGGUCUCUCGAAUCCCUGGCGGUACUGGAUGGUUGUCUGGAUGUAUUUUUAUGUGCAAAGGAGGUAAGGCAAGCUACUCACCCACCCGAUGAGUCAACCGCGCACCAGCCCUCGGCGGAAGCUGGCAGCAGACCACAGAUGGAAGAUUUACUCCCGCACUCUGCACAGGGCUCCUCCCUUGAUGAUUGUUUGGAGGAGUUGGAGUACGAAGAAGUGGCCUGCUACGAGGCGCAAGCAAACAGCAGUACUGCCUCCAAAAGCUGCGCAGUGCCCAGUUUAGUAGCCGAGAUCCUGGAACGUGCCGAGGAUGACACGAAAAGCAGUUCGGAAGCAUCGAGCAUUUCCUGCCACAAUUCGCCAGCGAUAGGUGCCAUCUUCAAACGCAGCAAAUUAUCCCCCCACGAGCUCCAACCUAAACCGGCCAGUUGCCAUGGCAACUUAAAGCUUCACCGCUUUAUGAUGUGCGAAUGGUUCUACAGCCACAUCGAUGCGGCACUGUUCGCGGAGGAGCACAGCAGAAGCGUGGAUUUUGGCACACUGCUAAGGCAGCACUAUCCGGCACUGCACCGCUGUUCACUGCAGCGUCCGCAAUGGAACCACAUUCGCAAAGAGUUCGGAAAGGUGGCGCGAGUUCGUCGCCUGUCGCCCGCUUUUCUACUGCAGGAACGCAUCACGCUGGAACGGCGCCGCGAGAAGGUGCGCUUUCUGAUGGAAAAUCCAAUGAUUGAAUACCUGGACGACGACAUACCGUCGAUCAUUCCGAGCCGGAUCGAGGUGGGCAGCAAGGUGCGGGCGGCACUGCUCUCUCCGAACUACGGCUGCUUUCCGGGAGUAGUAAUCGGCAUAGAAAAUCAAGACAUUCCCAUGUUUCGUGUGCGGUUUACAAUCGAUGGCAAUGAUCACGAGCAACUGCUGCCCGACUAUCGCGUUGCUCUUGACCAGUCGCCACCCAGUCCGGAGCAGUCGGAUGUGCUAUCGGUGUCGGCAAAACACCUCAGGCAGGUAGCCGCACUGAACGAUUGUGUGGACGAAAAGCGGCGCUUACUGUACGAGUUGGAAAACAUUCGACUCAACACCGAAGCACGCCGUGCGAUGGGACGGCUCAAUGCGGAACGGGACCAGCAGCAGGGCCAGCGCUACGAGCAGAUCCUCCGGAAGCUACUCGACCUCAAUCGUACGCUACUGCAGCUGUCGAAAAACGUUGCGACCGAAUACGAGCAGAACAUGUCCGAACCGCUGACGACGAGCGAAACUUCAAUCGUGGAGGCGUAUGUCGUUGAGGUGGUGAACCAACUGAUCGAAGACUGUAGCAAGUUGGAUCAGUUUCACAAGAACCCCGAGGCAGACCGGUUAUGGAAGGAAGCGUUGGAGCGCUUAGGCAAUAAUCCGGAAUAUUUGAAGCAGUUCGGACAUUACCUUGCUUCCCGCAUCGGCCACAAGUUUGAUCCGCAGGCGUAUCGAAAGCAGUGAUAGUAUUGUUGUUUUAGACAUAAAUUUUAAACCUCCACUUGUCUUCAUCUUUCGAGCAAUGUUCUAGCAGUUUUUAUUAAUAUGUAUCACUUAUCUAGUAGACAAAAUUCGUUAAACCCUUAAGCCCACCGAAAGGAGGAGAGAAUUUGAGUAGAGGGAAGAAAGUAGCAUAGAAAAACGGCAAACAAAGCGAAACAUUACGAGGUAUCAAUGGGGCGGAAGGAGUAGACACACACACACAGCAAUGUUCCUUGCCCAUUACGAUGAAUUCAGUCCAACGGCUCUCGAUUGCAUGCACUCGUCGUCGUCGUCGAUGCCAAGACAAUUUUGAGCAAAAUAAAUUUGAUCACCUUCUCCCGGAUGAAGUGGAGAGCGAAAACAUAAUAUAAUCAUUGUGCAAUAAACCAACCUUUACACUAUAAUAGUCUACUAAUCAAGAAAAUGAUCUCACCAUUAAACCCUUAUCUCGCUCUCCUUCUCUCUCUCUUUGUUUGCGAUAUGCCAAAUGCAAGCACUGUGUCUUGGGCAAGAAGUUUAUGCUGCAAAAGGACUCAUUUCACGGUGUGGCGAUGGUGGCCAUCGCGAAGGGAAAAUCACAAAACACAGACAAGUU